AUGAGUGAGACAGCGGGUGGCGCCCCUCUAGUGAACAUGAACGGCAGCUUCCAGACCCAUGAGGAAGACGAGAGUACCUCGGCGUACGAUCAUCGACCGAUCAGCGACCAUGACGACAUGCGGCAUUACAAUACAUAUGAGGCUUAUCCUUCGUUUCUUCCUUUGGCACCUCCGUUCCAGCAGGGCUCGUGGGAGCCGCGCGCACCGGCAUCACCCUGCCCAGUGAUCACAGGGACUUUCUUGUCGAAUGAUCCUCUCCAUGAAAGAAGUCAAAUGAUCCACGAUAAUGUCGCGAAUGGGGAGUGGUACACAAACGGGUACUCCGACAGUGUGGCAGCUAGACCACACGGUUCGACCGAAGACCAGCCACAAGGAUAUGGACCACACCAGUGGUCCUACUCUGAACCAACAGUCAUCACGGGACCGAAUGUCGCAUAUCGAGCGAACGCGACCCAUAUACAAACUCCUUCGUACUUGAGUGAUGCAGGACAAGCAUCAAGAUCACAAUUCCCGGCCAACUUAUCGCUCGAUGCCACGCAAGAGCCCUGGUCAGCUGUCGCUGCCCAUCCUGGUGGAUACAAUAUGCUUUCAAGCAACUUACAAUCGGGCGAUGAAAUUUCGCAUUACCCAGAGAACACAAUCAGCAGCACUUCCUCUUUCAUCAACGGCACGGGUGCGAUUACACCAGAUUCGUCAUGGCCGAACAAUGUGGUUGACCAAGCUGGAUCAUGCAAUUUUGGUCCGAGCGUGUUGAGCAUUCGCAUGAAGGACGUAGAGCAUGAGACUCACGGUUUGCAGGAGCAGGGUACGCCGGCGGAAGCCAACAUUUGGCAAUCCAACUUCCGUCACGCUCAUUGUCCACCGCCUCACAUUCCGGGUCGGAUCAGUCAGCCAGGAGAUCAACAGGGUGCCUUCCAGAUGUGCUUUCUUGCCCUGAUCCCACGUGCGAUGCGAUCUUUCGUGGACAUCAUCGAAAGGGUAGUUUCAAUCGUCAUCGCCGACUGA
Messenger RNA from Parastagonospora nodorum SN15, 1005 nucleotides. RefSeq lists its product as hypothetical. The transcript has 3 exons. NCBI's taxonomy places the organism in Eukaryota, Fungi, Ascomycota, Dothideomycetes, Pleosporales, Phaeosphaeriaceae. The coding region runs from base 1 to 1005 and encodes 334 amino acids. The record is from RefSeq and is a predicted model, not a curated record.